Messenger RNA from Chara braunii, 2027 nucleotides. Lineage: Eukaryota; Viridiplantae; Streptophyta; Charophyceae; Charales; Characeae. The record is from the annotation of a GenBank genome assembly.
GCGCCGAGCCGACGACAGUACAACAGGAGAGACAAAACCUGGCAGACAUUCUAGUCAACACAAUAUGUGCCGUUAUCUGGAACAACACCAUGGGGGAACUUCAUUCCCGAUCUACACAGCAGCUACAAAACGAUCUCACCCAUAACGUGAAGACGCUGGCAGCAGCCGUUAAGGUCGUGGACUCUCAGCUGAAACAAAUGGACGCCCACAUUGCUACUCUGGAGACAAGGCCUUCCCAAGCAGCGCUUGGCUGCACGACUGACACGACGAAGCAGCUCAACGGGAGCAUCGACCAUGUCGUCAAUCUCAUCGGCGACCUAGGUGUUUUCACUGGUACGGACACGAUCAGCAGCACGGUGGCCGCCAUCAAGACGGACAUCACUAAUCUGCAGUCGAGACCAGAUGCCGCUACAAAGAACUACAAGAUGUCGCACUUCAACAUCAGCAAGUUCAACGACUACAACAAGACACACGCCUUGACAUGGUGGCAAGGUUUCCUCACGGAAGCAUCUUGCCGCACUGUCCCGGCUGAGGACAUGUUGAAGGCGCUCUACCUACAACUGAUUGGAGGAGCACAGGCAUGGAUGAACCAUCUGGCGGCAACCAAGCAAUGCACCAUCGCCGAACUCCACACGCACAUUACGUGGAAGGAGUUCGAGCAACUAUGGUUCACUCGGUUCAUGGUCCACAACGUCGUGAAGGCGGCCAUGAACGAGGUCAACGAGUACGACUAUGCCUCGUUCCAGGCUAUUCUGGAUCGCGCGAACCUGUUCAUCCAAAAGGACGACAAGACCGCUAACGAGAAGCAGUCCCACCCGCACUAUGUGGCUAAGCAGGGCUAUCAACGACCGACACAUAACAAUGCCGUGAUUUCUGAAGAAACAGUCGAUCUCCACGCUGCAGCAGCAUCCUCGGGUGAUGGAGGAGUUCUUGCAGCGCUCCUGCUGAAGCGUCCCAACAGAGUUCGGAAGAACAAGGCGACAUACGUGACGACAUCGGCAGGAACUGGGCAGCAACCAUGGACGGCAUACAAGAUAACCAAGGAAGUAUAUGACCUUCGUCAACGAAUUUGCGACGCCAUAGCUCGGAAUGACAUUGAGGAGAUGAGCCUUGUAUUCUUGCAUGCUCUCCCCUCGCCGGACGGACCAGCCGCGUCACCGCCGGACCCACGCAUUUCUCACCUCUUGGACGAGUAUAGAGACGUCUUUGAGGCUUUCAUCGGAAUGGUUCCGGAUCGGCCCAUACGUCACGGGAUCACUCUCGAGGCUGGAGCCGUCCCUCUGCGUGGAUGUAUCUACUGCAUGAGCGAAGAGGAACUCAAGGUGCUUCGCGCACAACUCAACGACCUUCUCGACAAGGGCUGGAUUCGCCCUAGUUGUUCGCCUUACGGUGCCCCUGUUCUCUUCGUCCCGAAGCAGAACAAAGAUCUACGGUUAUGCAUCGAUUAUCGCAAACUUAACGCACAAAUCGUAAAGAAUGUCGGCCCUCUCCCUCGGAUUGAUGAUCUCCUUGAGUGGUUAGGCAGCGCCACAUACUUCUUGAAGUUGGACUUGAAGUCAGGUUACCACCAAAUCGAAAUCCACCUUCAAGAUCGGUACAAAACCGCGUUCAGGACGAGGUACGGGCACUUUGAGUGGGUUGUUAUGCCAUUUGGCCUCACCAAUGCCCCCGCAACUUUCCAAGCAGCGAUGACGACUGAGUUUCGCAACUUGCUCGAUCGCAGCAUCCUCAUCUACCUUGAUAACAUAUUGGUUUAUAGUAGGACGUUGGACGAGCAUAUCGUACACCUUCGCGUUGUUUUGGAUCGUUUGCGACUGGUCAAGUACAAAGCGAGCCUCGACAAGUGCAAUUUCGCCAAGCAUGAGCUUGAGUACUUGGGCCACUAUGUUACGCCGAAAGACAUUCAUCCCUUAGCGGACAAGAUCCUAGCCAUCGUGGAUUGGUCGUAACCCCGUUGCACGACGGAUGUACGCUCUUUCAUGGGUUUGGCUGGAUAUUAUCAGCGAUUCGUUGAGUCAUACUCGAAA